Messenger RNA from Penicillium samsonianum, 1497 nucleotides. RefSeq names its product Set1-mediated histone H3-K4 methylation subunit Swd1. The record is from RefSeq and is a predicted model, not a curated record. Gene Ontology annotation, cellular component: Set1C/COMPASS complex. Gene Ontology annotation, molecular function: protein binding. The transcript is spliced from 4 exons. NCBI's taxonomy places the organism in Eukaryota, Fungi, Ascomycota, Eurotiomycetes, Eurotiales, Aspergillaceae. Bases 1 to 1497 code for a protein of 498 amino acids.
AUGAAUCUCUCACUCGUCGAUCCAUUUGUCCUGGCGCAGGAAUACCCAGAUACUUUGACUGAGAAGCUGAGCAGCGGCCAUGCGACAUGUUUAAGCUUCAACCACAAAGGCGACUACCUUGCCUCCGGACGAGUGGAUGGCACAGUGGUGAUCUUCGACAUUGAGACCAAUGGCGUGGCGCGCAAAUUGCAAGGCCACACGCGACAGAUCCAGUCUCUGAGCUGGUCUCGUGAUGGCCGCUACCUCCUCACCUCUUCCCAGGACUGGAAAUGCAUCCUAUGGGAUCUCAAAGACGGCUCACGAAUCCGCACAGUCCGAUUCGAGGCGCCGGUCUACAUCGCCGAGCUACACCCGUUCAACCAGUACAGCUACCACAAUUCCCCAACUAUCUGUCAAGCCAUAUCAACUAACCCCUUCUCCAGUCUCCUUUUCGUCGCCUCCCUCUUCGAAGACCAACCCGUACUGGUAGACGUCUCCGGCACAAAACCAAUCAAACUAAUCCUCCCCUCCGCGCCCUUCAGACCGCAAGCCCCAAACGGCGAAGAAGUCGACCCGGCCGUAGCGGCCAAACAAGCAGCGCAAGACGCCAAGCAUUCGACAUGCGUAACCAUCUUCACAGCCUUCGGUAACCACAUCAUCGCCGGCACCUCAAAAGGCUGGAUCAACAUAAUUGAAACCCAAACCUGCACCACAAUCCACUCAAUGCGCCUCUGCAACGGAGUCGUAAUUCUCCUCCGCCUAGCCAGCAACGGGCGCGACCUCCUGGUCAACAGCUCGGACCGAGUAAUCCGCACAGUGCUUAUGCCCGACCUAUCACAGCUAGGAAUCGACCUAGAACCAUCCGCGAUAAAACUGCACGUGGAGCACAAGUUCCAAGACGUGGUCAACCGACUCAGCUGGAACCACGUGACAUUCUCAUCGACAGGCGAGUUCGUGACCGCGACAACAUUCAUGAACCCGGAUAUCUACGUGUGGGAACGCAGCCACGGGUCGCUUGUCAAGAUCCUGGAGGGACCGCGGGAGGAGCUUGGCGUUGUGGAAUGGCACCCGAGCAGACCUAUGGUUGUGGCGUGCGGACUGGAGACUGGGUGCAUCUACACGUGGUCUAUCGUGUCGCCGCAGAAAUGGUCGGCACUGGCGCCGGAUUUCGGCGAGGUCGAGGAGAACGUUGAGUACAUGGAAGCGGAAGAUGAGUUUGAUGUUCACCCGGCUGAGCAGGUGCAUCAGCGACGGCUGGAUCAGGAGGAUGAGGAGCCUGAUGCUGUGACUCCUGAUUUGAUGAAGGGGGAUGUGGAUGCUGAUGGCAUUGAGCCGUUCAACCUGCCUGUCUUGCUCGAUGUUGAGGACAGUGAUUCUGGCGAGGAUGUUGUUGCUGUUGGGCCGGGAACUAUGCGGCGCAGGACACCUGGGGCUGGCAGAGAGGGUGUCAAUGGUGAUGCGGAGAAGCCUGCGGCUAAUGGGGCUUCGAGGGGUACUACCAGGAGUCGGCGACGAUAG